Messenger RNA from Leptosia nina, 594 nucleotides. The record is from the annotation of a GenBank genome assembly. NCBI's taxonomy places the organism in Eukaryota, Metazoa, Arthropoda, Insecta, Lepidoptera, Pieridae.
AUGGGCAUGGAAAAGCAUUACAGGGAUGAGGAACUUUCGGAGUACCUCUACCCUCCAGACAUAUUACAAAAAUUAAAUUUUAGCAAGAGCCCUGCUACAUUUAAGCCCAAGAUAAGUGCAGCUAAUCCAGGCGAGGAUUGGAUGGUGGUUAGACCACUCCAGCGGUCAGAUUAUGAAAAAGGGUUUUUACAAUUGCUCAGCCAACUCACAAGCACCGGGAAUAUAUCAAAAAAACAAUUUGAUGAACGAUUUACGCAAAUGAAAAUGGCUGGGGGAUACUAUGUCACUGUUAUAGAGGACAAGAGACUUUCAAAAAUUAUUGCUGCGGCAACACUAACAGUUGAACAGAAGUUUAUUCACAAUUGUUCCUUGAGAGGUCGCCUGGAAGAUGUGGUUGUGAACGACACCUACCGAGGAAAACAACUGGGAAAACUAAUUGUAGUGACGGUGUCUCUACUAGCGCAUCAGCUGGGCUGCUACAAAAUGUCCUUGGACUGUAAGGACAAGCUUAUUAAGUUUUAUGAAAGUCUCGGAUAUGCGCUUGAAGCUGGCAACUCUAAUGCUAUGAAUAUGCGGUUUGAAGAGCCAUCCUGA